AUGCUACUCUAUGCCGCAGGUUCGAAUGGGCAAGGUCAACUGGCCAACGGCACUCGAGACGAUGCACACACAUUCACACUCUGUUCUUUCACGGGAUAUCCUGCUGGUGAAUUACCUCCAUCGACGACCUGCAUCCACUCUAUUGCCAACGGAGGCAACCAUACACUCGUCCUCCUGUCUCGACUUGGUGUCUCUUCCGAGUAUCUUGAGCUAUGGGGCUCAGGUGAUGGCUCGAAGGGACAACUCGGACCUGGGGUAACCGAGCUCCACACUUUCAAUCGAAUUCACCUGCCGCUGGAGGAGCAUGGGUUGACGGAUUAUACAGUGGCGAGGGUGGGAGCCUCCUGGGAGACAAGCUUCGUCGUGCUCGUGAAGGAUGGGGAGAGCGACAUUCUGAUCUCUCUGGGAGGCAAUGAUUUCGGUGAUCUGGGCGUCGGGACGGCGAAUGUUCAGCCUGCGCCUUUUUAUGUUGUCUCCCUAUCGCAUAUUGUGGAUCCUCAGCAUCGAAUCUCUAUACUGGACCUCGCUACUGGACCCCAUAAUAUCAUCCUUCAUGUCCGUGAAAGCUCUGAAGAUGGUCGUCAGACGGAUCAUAUCAUCGGCUGGGGCAAGUCGAGACAUGGUCAACUCGGAGCUAUACCACCAUUAUCCACCGGACGACCAGUGCCGUAUCUUACCCUACCACACGCCCUGUCGCUUGACUUUGACCCGUCUCAUGUCCGCGCCAUAGCCCUCGGCCACCAACAUUCUGUGUUUCUGCACUCGGAUGGCUCGCUCUAUGGCCUUGGAUCUGACCAAAAGGGCCAGCUCCGUGGUUUGCCUUCGGUACGGCGAGCCACAUCUGUCGGAUGUACAUGGAAUGGAACCUAUGUGCUUGUGAGCGAGGGCGAUAAUAGGAGUAUGUUACUCUCUUCUGGGAGUUCUACGAAGGGACAGCUUGGCCGUACCGCUGCCUUGGACGACGCGGGAAUGAAAACAGUCCAGUUUCCCUUCACUUUGUUCACGGAUCGUGUCGAGGGCCUCGCUUACGGGAGCGAGCAUCUACUCGUCCUUUUGUCUGGUGAUCCGACGUCAACACCACGGACGGGAGAGGUAUGGGGUUGGGGGUGGAACGAGCAUGGUAAUCUUGGGACUGGGUCUCUGGAAGACGUUCAUACACCCCGUAAGGUGUGGCCGCCAUCGUCGCCUGGAAUUCAUGGGCGUGCUCUCGGAGUGUGGGCUGGUUGUGGAACGAGCUGGAUUGCUGUGGCGGAUGACGAUGACACGAGAUAA
Molecule: messenger RNA, 1272 nt
Organism: Stereum hirsutum FP-91666 SS1
Lineage: Eukaryota; Fungi; Basidiomycota; Agaricomycetes; Russulales; Stereaceae
Product: RCC1/BLIP-II
Exons: 1
Coding region: 1-1272 (423 amino acids)
Source: RefSeq, a predicted model, not a curated record